Messenger RNA from Danaus chrysippus (African queen), 1887 nucleotides. The record is from the annotation of a GenBank genome assembly. NCBI's taxonomy places the organism in Eukaryota, Metazoa, Arthropoda, Insecta, Lepidoptera, Nymphalidae.
AUGGAGUCAAAUACACCUUCAAAUGUCAAAUAUUUACAAAAUCAGGUCAAUUGUGUGCAGAAUGAGUUACCUUCUGUUUCACUGAUUCCAGUUACCCUGAACAGCAACAUUGAAGUCAAAGCAUUACUAGAUUCCGGAUCGGUAAUAACACUUAUUGAUAAAAAACUGCUUCCAAGAGAUACUGAAGUCUACCCAUGGCAAAAAGGUGCAUACAAAGUAGCUGGGAACAUGUUAACCCCUAUAGGAUGGAUAUCUGCAAGAGUACAGGUGGGUAAAAUUGAUUACAUAAUGCCACAGAUAGCAAACGGAUCCAGUAACAAUAACAGAGCCGAAAUAACAACAGUAGUAAAUCAGUAUUCAGAUAUUUUCAAGACCGAUGAAAAUGACAUAGGACAGUAUCCUGAUAUAGAAAUAAAAAUUGAAUUGCAUCACGAUAAACCAAUAAAGUGUAAGCCUUACAGAUUACCCGAGCCAGAAAGAAAAUUUUUGAAAGAAACUGUUAACAAAUGGAUUCAACAGAAAGUAUGCAGACCAUCAGAAUCACCAUAUGCUGCACCAAUGUUUGUGGUUGAGCAGCGACAGCAUUCUACAACACCCUACAGACCAGUAGUUGAUUACUCUAGAACAAUAAAUCCCAUCACCAAAGUUGACGUACAGCCAAUAGAGCGAAUGGAAGAUAUUGUGAAUAAAAUUUCAGAAUUUAUUUUUAAAUUUAAACUUGAUAUUUACCAUGCCUACCACAAUAUAAGAAUCAGAGAAAAAGAUAUAUACAAAACAGCUGUAAUAACACAGGAUCACCAUGUAGAAUUCAUGCGUUUUAUGUUUGGUUUAGUUGGAGGUCCUGCAGUCAUGUCAAAGGUCAUUAAUAGCACUUAUGGUAAAAUUUAUGACUUAGGAAUUAGAAUGUACUAUGAUGAUAUCACCGGAGGAGCAAACACAAUAGGAGAUUUGAAGAAUAUUUUACACCAAGUCCUAACAGCGACAAGAGAGAAAAAUCUAAAACUCAAUAAAGAAAAAUGUAUUUUUAUCACAACAGAGCUACCAUUAUUUGGAAGAAUGGUUGGAUACAAAGAAGAACGGCCAGAUCCAAAAAGCACCAUAGCAGUACAAAAAUAUACUACACUAUCUAGCAGCACAGAAGAUGAUUCAGAAACAAUUAUAGAAACUGAUAGCAGUUAUGUGGGUAUGGCAGCCUGCCUCCUACAAAUUCAAAAUGGUCAAAAGAAAGUCAUUGAAUAUGCAAGCAGAUGUUUAAAGGAAGCUGAAACCAGAUAUCACAUUAAUGAACUAGAGGUAACAGCUGUGCACUGGGCAAUUGUGAGUAAAUUCAGAAUAUUUUUGUUAGGAAGGAAAUUCACUCUUAUCACAGACAACUACUCCACAGCAUAUAUUAUUAAUAAGUCAAAACUAAAUAGGAAAUUCGCACGUUAUGUCAUAGACCUUGCACCGUUUGACUUCACUCCUAUGCACAGACCGGGCAAACAAAAUUUUAUUGCUGAUCAUUUGUCUCGCUACCCGUUGGAAGAAAUAUGUAUGAUGGUAAUUUCCAGUAAUGAAGAUAAAUUAAAGUUGGCACAAGGUUCUGAUAAUUUUAUCAAACAGAUAAUUUCUAAAUUGAAAUCAAAUGAAAACACCCAUAAUUUGAAGCACAUUCGAGAGUCGUUCAUAGAAAAAGAUGGUAUUUUAUUGCAUAAAAAUGAAAAAGAAGCCUUUUACAAAGAGAAAAUUGUCAUAACUCAAAGUCUUUGGUCUUCAAUAAUUAAAAUAGCACAUGAUGACAGUGGUCAUUUAGAUUUCAGCACUACCUUGGAGAGGAUCAAAAUGAAAUAUUGGUGGAAAACUCUAAGGCAAGACGUUAAAGCAUACACAAAGGCAUGUAUGAUAUGA